Molecule: messenger RNA, 1868 nt
Organism: Bemisia tabaci
Lineage: Eukaryota; Metazoa; Arthropoda; Insecta; Hemiptera; Aleyrodidae
Product: proton-coupled amino acid transporter-like protein pathetic
Biological process (GO): amino acid transmembrane transport
Cellular component (GO): vacuolar membrane
Molecular function (GO): L-amino acid transmembrane transporter activity
Source: RefSeq, a predicted model, not a curated record
GAUCAAGUGCUAGAGUCAGUCACCCGAAAAGUGCCUUGUCGCUUCUAAGUGCUUCGCUUUCGCUAUUUCAAGUGUGCGGUGCUCGGUGCUUUUUCACUCGAGUCUAAGCUCAACCCUUAUAAACUCGUGGUGCCGGAAAUUUCAGGGAAUCGUCGUUGGGUCCACGUUAUUCUCGCCCGUCUGGCAGCCGAAAUAUUGGAGUGGAGGUUGUUCGGUGACCUAGCAGAAUGCUCAAAAGCUGAUCCACGGCAAUACUUCCUUCGGUAGCAUAAACACAAAGCAUCAUGGAGAUGAAAUCUUCUGAAAGUGCCUCCAACGUGACUCAAGUCAUGACAAGAAGUCAACAGGAGAAAGUAUUUCCUCCCCGUCAGUUCAAACACGCAACAUCAGAUUUCGAAACGUUUCUGCACAUAGUAAAAAGUUCACUAGGCUCUGGCCUACUAGCGACACCGGAUGCCUUCAAAAAUGCAGGUAUCGGCCUGGGAUUGGUUGGUAUGGCCGUAGCUGUUCUGGUGAUCACUCAUGCUACCUCAAUUUUAGUUAGGAGUUCUCAAGCAAUAUGUUGCACGCUGCAAAAACCACAUUUAACGUAUGCUGAUACAGCAGAAUAUGCCUUUGAAUAUGGCAACAUUCCUGCAGUCAGACCGUAUGCCGGCUUUGCGAGGAAGUUUGUAAAAGUGUUCUCGGUAAUUACGUAUUACGGUGUAAAUACAGUUUAUGUAGUGUUAAUAGCAUCAUCCGCAAAACAGCUCAUAGAGAACCAUAUAGAAUGGUCUUUGAACAUCCGGUGGUAUAUUCUUCUAGUACUCGUGUUGAUACUACCAUUGGGAAUCAUUAAGCUCAUGAAGUUCUUGGCGCCCUUCUCUGCCAUAGCGAACGUAUGUCUCUUCGUCGGUCUAGGAAUCAUUCUCUUCAAAAUCAUGGACGAUCUUCCACCUCUUUCCGAGCGACCUUUUGUUGCUCCCAUCGAGAAAGUCCCUCUAUUCUUUGCCACCAUGUUAUUUGGACUAGAGGGUAUCGGAACUGUCUUACCAGUUGAAAAUGAAAUGAAAAAUCCCGAUCAUUUCCUAGGAUGGACCGGGGUGUUGAGCGUGUCCAUGUUCUUCAUCGGCCUCGUCAAUGCCAUCGUCGGGCUCUUCGGCUACUGGAAGUACGGCGAUGCUGUGUGCGGCAGCAUCUCAUUGAACAUGGAGCAAGACUGGCUCUCUGAAUUAGUCAAAUUCCUUAUCGCAGUGGCUAUUUUGUUCACAUAUGGCCUCCAGAUGACGGUAACCUCUGAAGUUGUUUGGGAUAGUGUACAGGAUUAUUUUCAUAAGGACAAUUCAAAAGUAGCUUAUUAUUGCGUAAGAGCGUCCCUAGUCGUUGGCACAGCUAUUGUUGCUGCGAUAAUACCAAAUCUCGCCCCUAUCAUAUCUCUGUUUGGUGCGAUUGGUUUCUCGAUGUUGGGACUUUUCUGCCCGGCUGUGAUAGAUUUCGUGCUGUUUUACGAUGUUGAGAAAGGCCUAACGGACUGGCGCUGUUGGAAAAAUAUUCUGCUCAUAAUUGCCGCUUUUUCGGCUACAUUCCUCGGCGCUUACACGAGUUUGGCCGAUAUCAUUUCCAAUUAUAGUUGAAUUUCUACAUCUUUCCAGAUCACAAUGUAUCUCAUGAGCUAAAAUUUUACGCUUGUAAAUAUUGUUAUUUAUUUUGUAAAAUUAUAAUUCUUCUAGGAAAAAGGAAAAAACAAAUCAAUCGUGUCACGCUGUAUUCUGUUCAUUCCUGCUCAUCAUCCCUCUAAACAGGGAUAUCCUAUAACUAUGUUUGUCAUAUUUUUUUAAGAAUUUCAACACUUACUAGUUUUUUUUCUAAAUAAAAGGAAAUAACUUGGA